Nematocida homosporus is the source of this 762-nucleotide messenger RNA. RefSeq names its product DNA-directed RNA polymerase II subunit RPB3. Gene Ontology annotation, biological process: DNA-templated transcription. Gene Ontology annotation, molecular function: DNA-directed RNA polymerase activity; protein dimerization activity. Bases 1 to 762 code for a protein of 253 amino acids. The record is from RefSeq and is a predicted model, not a curated record. NCBI's taxonomy places the organism in Eukaryota, Fungi, Microsporidia. The transcript has a single exon. Gene Ontology annotation, cellular component: RNA polymerase II, core complex.
AUGGCCAAAAUAGACAUUCAUGAAGUAACUGAUGAGAAUAUAAAGUUUACCUUGAAGAACUGUACGUUAGCUCUUGCUAAUGCACUUAGAAGAGUAAUGCAUACGGAGAUUCCUACUUUGGCUAUUGAUAUUGUUCAGUUUGAUAAGAAUUAUACAGUCAUACCAGAAGAAAUGACGACCGAUAGAUUAGGGCUGAUUCCAAUUGAAAGUCAAAAUGCUGAUAAGUAUCAGUAUCCAGGUGAUUGUAGUUGUAAGGAGUACUGUUCGAGUUGUUCUAUUUCGGUCAUUUUAGAUGUAGCCAAUACGGCUGGAGGUAUUCGGAAUGUAACUUCUAAAGACUUCUUUGUGGAGGCCAAUGGUCCACAAGUUGGGGAUCCUUUGCAUCCUUCUUUGGUUACUCGACUGGGGAUUAACCAGUCAAUUAAGUGCCGAUGUAUUGCCGUGAAGGGGAAGGGUAAAACGCAUUCUAAAUGGUCACCCGUGGCGGCGGUGGGUUUUGGGUACGACGAGGAGAACUUGUUGCGGCAUACGAAGUAUUGGCACGAGCGGAAUAUUAACAAGGAGUGGCCGAUGCCAUGGUUUGGAAGUGAGAAUGGAGUGCCACAAACGGCCGAGGCUGAGUAUCGAGAACCGACUGCUUUUCAUUUUGACGUUGAAGUCGUGCGUGGGUGUUUGUCGCCGAUGGAAGUUUUGACGCGGGCAAUUGCUGUUCUGCGCGAUAAGUUUGGGCAGUUGUUAGAGGCAAUUGAAGAAGAGUGUUAA